CCAAUCACACUCCUUUUGCCACAACAUGACCAAUCCAACCAACGAAGGCAACGAGUACUAUGCAAUCAGAGGCACAGUAGGGCGGGUUAUGCCUUCGCCAUCCUACAUAACGAAAAUGUGCUGCCAGCAUGGAGGAGCACAACUACGAGGAUAAAACCGUCAGGCUGUAUGAAUUAUAAACAGUUGAAGGAUUUUAACUUCACCUAGACUGAUAAGAGGAAAUUCUACUCUGGUUGGUGACUUGUUGACUGGUUAAAUGCUUCAAAUGAGGGUCCUGUAUUCAUCAAAGAGCAGAAAACAGGUCAAACUGCCACUAAAACCAACAUGUCUCAGCAACAGGCCGAGGCCACAUCAACUGACAAGCCACCUGAGCCACAAAGACCGGUCUCUCCUGCACCCAGCUAUGAUUCCAUAAAAAGUGACUGGUCCAAGAAUGAACCUCUCAACUUCACUAAAGAAAAAUCGGGGUUGCAUGAGCCACAAAGACCGGUCUCUCCUGCACCCAGCUAUGAUUCCAUAAAAAGUGACUGGUCCAAGAAUGAACCUCUCAACUUCACUAAAGAAGAAUCGGGGCCGCCUGAGCCACAAAGACCGGUCUCUCCUGCACCCAGCAAUGAUUCCAUAAAAAGUGACUGGUCCAAGAAUGAACCUCUCAACUUCUGUAAAGAAAAAUCGGGCCCAUUUGAGCCACUGAGGUCAGUCUCUCCUGUACCCAGCAACAUUCCCCAAGAUGAUCCUCUCAACUUCUUGCCUGAGCUAAGCAGUGCUUCCAUGGAGCAUGGCCAGGAUGGGCGUAGCCACAGCAAAGAUAAAGAUGCCAAACGCCAAUUCACAGCAGACCUGAAGAAAAGAGUACUCCGUCAGCAUGAAAAGGAACUGAGAAGACAUGAACCUGACAGAGCAAUAUACAAUAUAUCAGCUGGCGAAAGCGAGAACGCUAAACCACAAACCUUUGAUGCAUUAUUUCCUGAGAAAAAGAAGAAAGUGCGAACAGUGCUAAUGAAGGGAGUGGCUGGUAUUGGUAAAACCUUUCAAACAAGGUUGUUCAUGUUAGACUGGGCAAAAGAAAAAUCCAACAAAAAAAUAGACUUGAUAGUGUCAUUUGAUUUCAGCGAGCUGAAUUCAAGAAGGGACAAAGUUCAAAGCAUGACAGAUCUGCUUCAUCAUUCCCUCAAUAACGAUAAACACAGGGUUUACAAGUACGAAGAGUCUAAAGUAGCUUUUGUUCUUGAUGGCUUGGAAGAAUGUGCACUUUCUCUGGAUUUUGCAAAGAACAAGGACCUGACUGAUAUGGAAGAGCCAGCCUCGAUGGAUGUGCUGCUAACAAACCUCAUCAAGGGUAAUUUGCUUCCCUCUGCUUGUCUCUGGAUCAUCUCUCAACCUUCAGGAGUUGAUAAGAUUCCUCCUGAAUACAUUGAUAAAGUGACAGAAUGUCAAGAGACCUCGCAGCGACGGCAGAAACUGGUGUCAGCCCUGAAAGAAAGAUUUCGUAAAGAAACCACUCAAGAUGAAGACAUAAACCAUCCUAACCAGAAAAACACUGAACACAUCAUGCGAGAAUACAAAAGUGGUGAGGUUAAUGAUGAAGAGAAAAAUGGAUGCACUGCGGCAAAAUCAGUAAUACGAGUGAAUGCAGUAUCUGACAUCUUCAAAGAUACAAAAGGACAAAAAAUCAGAACUGUGCUGACUACUGGAAAAGCUGGAAUUGGAAAAUCCUUCCAUGUGCAGAAAUGUAUAAAGGAGUGGGCUAAAAAGGACAAUAAGUCAAUAUUUACUUGGAUUAAAGAUGCAACAAAAGAAAAGAUAUGGGGCAAAGAAGAAGAAGUUUUAUUUCCACUUAACUUCUCCAAGCUUAAUUUGAUGAAAGAGAAAAAAUUCAGUUUGGUGGGACUGCUUAAUCAUUUCUUUGAAGAAACUAAAUCAUUUGUAAUCUCUAACUUUGAACAGCUCAAAAUUGUAUUUGUCUUUGAUGGACUGGAUGCGUAUCAACCUCCUCUUGACUUUGACAACAACGACACAUUGACUGAUGUCAGAGAGCCAGCUUCAGUGGAUGUACUGCUGACUAGCCUCAUCAGAGGAACCCUGCUUCCCUCUGCCCGGCUCUGGAUAACCUCCCGACAGAAACUGCCUGAAACAUGUGUCGACAGGACGACAGAAAUACGAUGUAAGCCUGAUGUUGCAAGUCAAGGGAUACUCAAAUCUCAACUGACGGAGGAAUUUACCCAUGUGGCUGAGGGCAUUGAUAUGCAGAAAACCUCCGCUCUUCUGAAAGAGAUCUACACAGAUAUCUACAUCAUAGAGGGAGAGAGGGGAGAUUUCCAUGUUCAUCAUGAGAUCAGACAAGUUCAAGAUGCAAAAUUCAAACCAGAAACAUCGAUUAAAUAUCAUAACAUCUUCGAACCUGCAUCUGAAAAAAGUAUACCCAUUCGAACAGUGCUGACGAUUGGAGUGGCAGGCAUUGGAAAGUCAUUUGCUACCAAGAAGUACAUGCUGGACUGGGCUGAGGGUAUGGCAAACGGGGACAUAUUCUAUAUGUUUCCACUUUCUUUCCGGGAGCUGAAUUUGAGAAAAGACACAGAACACAGCAUGGAGGAACUCAUUCAUCAGUUUUUUCCGGGUAUGAAGACAUCAGAAAUAGAGGACUAUGACAAGUACAGAAUUCUGAUUGUUCUGGAUGGUCUUGAUGAAUGUCGCCUCGAUCUUGACUUCAAUAAAGGUGAUCAUUGGACAGAUGUGAAAAAGCCGACCUCAGUGAAUGUUCUGCUGACAAAUCUCAUCCAAGGAAAACUACUUCCUAAAUCUCAAAUCUGGAUCACCUCCCGACCUGCAGCCUCCAACCAUAUCCCUGCUAAUAAAGUUGACCGGGUUACAGAGGUGCGAGGAUUUAAUGAUGAGCAAAAGGAGGAGUACUUCAGGAAGAGAUUUAGUGACAAGGAUUUGGCUGAGAAAGUCUUGUCACAUGUCAAGAAAUCAAGAAGCCUUUACAUCAUGUGUCACAUCCCUGUCUUCUGUUGGAUCACUGCAAAAGUUCUGGAAGACUUCGUGGACACAAAAGAAGAAGGAAGGAUGCUCAAGACCCUGACUGACAUGUACAUAUACUUCCUUGAGUUACAAUGCAGACAGGCCAAUGUGAAGUAUGGUGCAGAUGAGACGGGUGACAGUUCUGAGACAAAUUCAUGCUGGAAUACAAGGAACAAGAAAACUAUCAUGUCUCUGGGGAAACUGGCUUUCAAGGGACUAGAGGAAGGAAAACUUCUCUUCACUGAAGACAACUUGAACGACUGUGGUCUUGACAUCACAAACACUGCCGUAUUCUCUGGAUUAUUCACUCAGAUCACACGAGAAGGAUGUGGGCUGUCCCAACAGAAAUUGUACUGCUUUGUCCACCUGAGCAUUCAAGAGUUCCUGGCAGCUUUUUAUGUCUUUCGCACAUUCAAUAACACAAGUGAAAAUCUGUUUAGCAAGCUCACUUCAACAGUUGGAGACUUGCCUCCAUUGGACUUCUACAAGACGGCAGUGGACAAGGCUUUAGAUAGCAAGAAUGGAGACUGGGAUCUGUUUCUCCGCUUCCUGCUUGGCCUCUCUCUGGAGACUAAUCAGAAUCUACUGCAAGACCUGUUGAGGAAGACAGAAAACAACAAGGAGAUCAACGAGGGAACCAUUGAGUAUAUCAAAGAAAAGAUUGGGGAAGAGAACAGUGAUGCUGAUAAAAAUUGCAAUCUUUUCUACUGUCUGAAUGAGCUGAACGACCACUCUCUUGUAGAAGAAGUGAAAAAGUACCUGCGCUCAGAAACGCACACAUUUGAAAACUUCUCCACCUCCCAGUGGUCCGCUCUGACUUUUGUGCUGCUGACAUCAGAUGAGAAGCUUGAUGUGUUUGAUCUGAAAAAGUACCUGAAAUCAGAGAAAGUUCUUCUCGGAAUGUUGCCGGUGGUCAAAGUCUCCAAAACUACUUUAUUGAGUUGGUGUGAGCUCUCUGAACAAUCCUGCAGAGGCCUGUCGUCCACAGUCCUCAGCUCGGCAUCCUGUAAUCUCACAGAGCUGGACCUGAGUCACAAUGACCUGCUGGAUUCAGGUGUGCAGGCGCUUGCUGAUGGCCUACGGAGUAUACACUGUAAACUGGAGAAUCUCAAGCUUUCAGGUUGUCAGGUGACAGAGAAAGGCUGCUCAUUUCUGGCCUCAGCUCUCAAGUCCAAACCGACCUCCUCCCUGAAACAGCUGGAUCUGAGUUACAAUCACCCAGGACCAGAGGGGGCAAAGAUGCUCUCUGAUAUAGCUUCUGAUCCAAAUACAAGCCUGAAGAAACUCUGUCUGGACUUUGGUGGGGAGCAUCGGUUAAAGCCAGGGCUGAAGAAGUAUGAUGCAGAUCUGAAGCUUGAUGAAAACACAGCAAGCAGAAGGCUUGUUCUGUCUGAAGACAACAGCAAAGUAAAAACUAUAAAGAAGGUGGAGGAGAAGGUAACACGUCCUGAACACCAAGCCAGGUUUAAAAGGACUCAGGUGUUUUGUGGUGAGGGCCUGAAAGGCCUCGGCUACUGGGAGAUAGAGUGGAAAGGGAUUGUCGGCAUUGCAGCGGCAUAUGGAGCAGUGGGGAGAAGAUGGGAUAGUAGUGGUGGCCUAGGAUGCAACGAGAUGUCCUGGAGCCUGCGCUGCUCGAGGAAGGGAUACACUGCCCUACAUGGAAAGACAUCCAAACCUAUUCAAUUGCCCGUUUGCCAAAAAAUAUCAGUCUUUCUGGAUUGGGAAGGUGGUACACUGACCUAUUACAGUGUUGAAAAAGGAGAGCUGAGGCUAAUACACACCUUCCAUGCCAAAUUCACAGAACCCCUCUUCCCUUGCUUCUGGUUUCAGAAGGGCUCUGUGACUUUGUGUGAGAUAGACAGUACCCCUCUGAGAUAUGGGAAAAGUGUGCUGUGAUGCUGUACCAGGAGCAUUUGAGUAACCACUGAGCUAGACUAGCUACUUGCUAGCUAAACAGCCAUUUUCCUCACCGACCUGACAGGACUUAACUCUUCAUCCACCUCCUCUAGCCUCACCUGUGCCUUGUUGCCUUCAUUUUUUUCUAUUUGAAAAAGCUUUAUAUCCAUGACCUUAGAGUCUUGCCUUAGUGAAUUAGCUAGCCAGCUACCACCAGAUGCCAACAAUAACAAGCCCUGUCAUCGGUGUGCUUUCUCUCUCUUCCUCUCUUUCACGCUCGCACAAAAUGCACGCGUUUCAAGUAGUGUGAAAUAGAUCUGCUGCUUGAAUGAAACACAGAUGAAACCCACAACAUACUUGCAGUUUUUGAUCAAUGAUGUUGUAUUAUUUUUGAGGGCUUUAAUGCAUGAUCGGAAUGAACAAUGAUUUUUUCGAUCCGGGGCUAUUCAUAAAACAUUCGGGGCUGUAGCCUUGGAGGCCCCCAGGCCUAACAGCGUUUUUUCUUUACCUGUUCAUAGUGUAAGUCAAUAUAUUAACAUUGUGAAAAGAAGAAAUGGUGCAAAAUAAAUCCCAUGUUAAGUUAAUGAUGUGAUAAAGAAAACGGAUACACAUUUUUAUAAAACUGUGAUUGUUUUCCCUGCUUCUCAUUUGUUGUUAAAUUGUAAAAGAAUGUACAUACUUUAAAUAAAAAUGUUGUAUUACUGUGUAAAUUGUGUUCGUACUAUUAAAUUCAUUCUGAUACUGAGGACAACAAUUUAAACACUCCUUUGUGGCAAGUUGUUUUUGUGAGCUGAUUAAAAUUGCUGUAAGAUUUUAUAAUACAUUUAAUGUAUAUCACUUUAUUAACCUGCCUGAAUUAAUGAAAACAUUUAGAAGUACCUUAAACUCAUCAGAGCAAAAUGUACAACCAUGCUCCAGACAUAUGAGCAUUCAUACAGACAGGAGCAAAUGUACAGCACUCGGUCAGCUUUACUCCUGUCUGCUCGUUUUUUUUAUUUUAUUUUUAUUUUUUACAAAUAUUCAAUUUCAUGUUAAAAUGUGUAAAUAUGGGUUGGACUGUAAACAAAAAUGAAAAGUGUCAUAGAAGAACUCUUUGUAUGCUAAGCUGCAGUCUGUUAGUAGAAACCCACAGUUGUUCUACUGCCUUAAUGUUUUCAUUUAAUGUAUGUAGUAUGGAUGUUGGAGGUAUUUCAUUUUAUUUUUUUUAUAUUUUUGUGCCCAAUAGUAAAGAAUGUAUAAAAUACGAUUUAUUCUUAAAAUUUAAAUAUGCUAACUAAUGAGAUUCUGAUGUAAAGAUAUGGAAAAGGUUCAUCAAAUGUCAUUCAUAUUGUUCUGCCUAUACAAAGUAGAUAAAGUUUUUAUUAAAACUAAA
This is a messenger RNA of Perca fluviatilis (European perch), 6289 nucleotides long. Its product is annotated as protein NLRC3-like. The record is from RefSeq and is a predicted model, not a curated record. Bases 325 to 4917 code for a protein of 1530 amino acids. Lineage: Eukaryota; Metazoa; Chordata; Actinopteri; Perciformes; Percidae. Gene Ontology annotation, molecular function: protein binding. The transcript is spliced from 14 exons.